AAAUUAAGGCGCUGCGCGCGUCGCGGCCAUUCCAGGCCAUCCCAGCCACCCUUCAGUCAUCAGCCGGAGCCGCAGUCAGAUUCAUUCGCUACCGUUAACUCUUUGAAACUGGACGUGGUGAGCGGCAGAACACGCGCUCGCGAAAAUAUCAUAAAUUCCAAAGUGAGCAACACAAAAAGAGAGAGAGAAAGAGAGAGCAGGCACACAGAGAAUGCCAAAAAGAGAUAGUUAGUGCCCGAAAGUGAUCGAAGGAAGGAAGAAGAAUAAGAAGAAGAAAGAUUAACGAAAAAACUUCGGAGAGUGCCAUCCGAGUGCCAAGUGCGAGUUGCCCCUCCGGUUAGCCCCCGAAUAGUUGUCCUAGUUGACCCUGCCCCGACCCGACCCUCGCAUGUGAGACCGGCCGGUCGCGAUCGAUCCAAUGAAAAUGGAAGAUCCCACAAUAGCCGACACGUACGUGCAGGAGUUCGAUCUGCACCAUCUGGAGGUGCCGGUUGCCGGCAGCAGCGCAAAUGCCAACGCGACAGUGGCCGCCGCCAUUGGGCACGUGAAGCGGGAGGAUCACAGUCCGCCACAGCCGGUGGCUGUCAAGUGGACCACUGUGCAUGGGGAGCCACCGGUUGCCGAGGAGGUGGUGCCGGAACCGCUGGCACUUGCUGCACCAGAGGCAGCCGUGGCCGUCGAGGAGGUGGCACCGUCGCCCCACAUCAAGCUUCGCUCCUUCUCGGGCCACCAGUGGCACAUAGAUGAGCGCCGGCUGCAGCCACUCUCGCCGCCACCGGAGCAGUACGGCCCAAUGCCCGGCCAGGCCAUACUGGUCAACACAUCCUCCUCGUCGGCAGCCGGAGUGCCAGGCGGCGUGCCCUCCACACCGCCGGAGACUCCGCCGGUGGUGGGUUCGCCGACGGGCAGCAGUAGCUGUAGGAAGGAGGCUGCGCCCGUGGUCAGCGCUGGACUGAGCCACGAAAUGAUGUGGCUGACCAACUCCAUACGUGCCGACCAGCAGCCACUCGAUCUGCGGCCGCUGCCCUAUCCCGGCUCCCAGGAGGAGGCCGAGGAGUGGGAUCGCCAGCGGGACUAUGCCCUGCAGGCGGCCGCCGCCGCUCACCACCAUCAUCAUGGACAGCCGCUGAUGCAGAGCCAACACCAUCCGCAUACCCAUCCGCAUCCGUAUCCGCACGGCCAUCCCCACGCGCACCCGCAUCCGCACCCCCACCAGGUUGUGCUUCAGCAGGCCAAGUAUCCGCAUCAUCACUUCCACAACCUCGACCUGGCUCCCAUCAACAUGCACUCGAGCCCGCACGCCCACUCCCACACGGCAUCGUAUGCGGCAGCCUCCGGCUCGGUCACGCCCAACUGCCUGCCCCAGGUGCCGGGCUCCAACAUCAGCAGCGGCAGCAGCAGCGUGGGCGGAGGCUGCGUGCUCACCCGAGCGGCCCUCCAGCCCUGCCGCCCCAUGUCGGCCAGCUCGACGAGAUCCUCGACCAACAUGUCGCCUCACACCUGCUCGGGAGCAUACAGCAAUGCCACGCUGGAGGACUGCAUCAAUGACGACAUGCUGACCACGCUCACAGUGCGGGAGCUGAACAAGCGGCUUCACGGCUGCCCUCGCGAGGAGGUGGUGCGCCUGAAGCAGAAGCGGCGGACCCUGAAGAACCGCGGCUACGCCCAGAACUGCCGCUCCAAGCGCCUGCACCAACGCCACGAACUGGAGAAGGCCAAUCGCUCGCUCAACCAGGACCUGCACCGCCUCAAGCACGAGUACUCGCGCGUCUGCCAGGAGCGAGACGCCCUCAUGCAGCGCCUCCAGCGGAUCGGUGCUGCAGGUGGAGGGGGUCCGGCUGCAGCUGGCGACAGCCAAAGCUCACCGGAGUUCUACCUAUGACGCCAACUGGCGGCAGCCACCACAUCCUCCGCAACAGCCUCGCAUCAGCAACGCGGCAACCAGUGGGCCGCCCAGCAGCUGGCUAACUGAGUGGCUGAAACCACUCCAAGAAAAAGGUGUUCCAAAAGGUAUUUUCCCCCCACCCCAGGGAGUGUUUCCCCGCCAACAAAAACCUAUUCCAAGUCUCUCUUUUUUUUAGGAUUGUGACAAUAAAUUCCGUUUAGAAUUCAGUUUGAGAUAUUUUAAAGCUAAAGUUAUAAAUAGGGAAAGAGAGAGAGAGAGAGAGAGAGAGAGCGAGAGAGUGGAUCAUGUUUGGAGGGAACUUUUGCUGAUUAUCAGCCUGAGACUAUAGGCAACAAAUUGAUUAAAAAACACAUUUGUAUAAAGAACAAACAUUGUAUAGAGGAAGCCACACGAAAAGCAAAAUCAAAUCAAAAUCGGAAAAG
Messenger RNA from Drosophila subobscura, 2328 nucleotides. It is a transcript of the gene tj, whose product is annotated as transcription factor MafB. The record is from RefSeq and is a predicted model, not a curated record. NCBI's taxonomy places the organism in Eukaryota, Metazoa, Arthropoda, Insecta, Diptera, Drosophilidae. Gene Ontology annotation, biological process: regulation of transcription by RNA polymerase II. Gene Ontology annotation, molecular function: DNA-binding transcription factor activity, RNA polymerase II-specific; RNA polymerase II cis-regulatory region sequence-specific DNA binding. Gene Ontology annotation, cellular component: nucleus. The coding region runs from base 419 to 1882 and encodes 487 amino acids. The transcript has a single exon.